Messenger RNA from Lobosporangium transversale, 1894 nucleotides. RefSeq lists its product as hypothetical. NCBI's taxonomy places the organism in Eukaryota, Fungi, Mortierellomycota, Mortierellomycetes, Mortierellales, Mortierellaceae. The record is from RefSeq and is a predicted model, not a curated record. The transcript has 4 exons. The coding region runs from base 95 to 1855 and encodes 586 amino acids. Gene Ontology annotation, molecular function: acyltransferase activity, transferring groups other than amino-acyl groups.
ACUUCCUUCAACAUCUUUUCUUUCCUCUCCUACUUUCAUUCUUUUAUAUAUAUAUAUAUAUAUAUUUUUUCCUAGAACUCCUUUAUCCUUCAUCAUGACUAUCGAGGUCCCUGAAACCAAGUAUGACUACAAGAACUAUACUCAAGGCCCCAUUGCCUACCCUGUGCAAAAGCGAUCCCAAAGAAUCGACAUUGGUGAUGGGCUUGUCAUGCGUUGGUCGACUCGCGAAGAUGCGGACAAUGUUGCUGAUUGCAUGGCCGAGGCUUUUCGCUGGAUGCCAGGAGCUGAAAUUGUCAAGGAAGAUGAGCGGCCUGGUCCUCAUGCUAUUGUCCAUGCGGCCAUGAAACGACUGCUGCACGGCAAUCAUGGCGUGAUGACAGAAUUCGAUUACGCUCUCGUAGAGAACACUCUAGCCAAAGAAGGUGAAAACCCUAUUGUGGCCUGUAUCUGUCUCCAUGCUUGUAGUGGAUACUAUGGCAAGGUCCGUCUGGUCUAUGGCAAACCAGAAUGUGUUGGUACCCUUCCAGAAUACCGUAACAGGGGCUUAAUCCGUCGACUGUUCCAUGAAAUGAUCCACCCAGCUUCCGAUAGCCGUGGCGAUCUUAUCCAGAUCCUUCCUGGGAUCCCUCACUUCUAUCUCCAAUUCGGAUACGAAUACGCAUGCCGUGAUCGAACCCCUCUCAUAAUUGAGACUCCUCUAACGGUCCUCCCCGACCUCGAUCCAACUUCUAAAAAAGGACAAAACGGUGAUCUUGUCCCAGAUGAAACUCUCUUUGCGCUUCGAGCCCCUACUUUGGACGACAUCCCUUAUCUGGUCAAGAUGAGUACGCCUGAACGGCUAUUGAAUCAAGCAAAAAUCGGCUUGAUCUAUGAUGAAGCUUACUGGAAAUACACAGCCUUUGAAUGCUGGCGGACCCAAUCCUGCAAGUAUGACACUCCUCGAACCACCAGGAUCAUCGUUGAUCCAAAGACCGGUCGUGAUUGUGGUAUUGCCACCAUCAAUGUUCGGAAAAUCCCUGUGCUUCAUAUCUUUACACUUGAGGAAGGGUAUCAAUACCGGGAUGCACUCUACCCUGUCUUGCGUCAAUUAAUCCAUAUCAUUAGUCAGCCCACUCCCUGGGAACUGAAGCAACAGCAACAGCAACAGAAAGAAAAGCAAGCUGAUGAAAAACAAGAGCAAAACAAGCAAGACAAUAAAAAGGAGGCAGCGGUAGAAAAUGUUGAAGCCAAAGAGGACAACAAGCCAAACUCUCCGGCGCCGGCCCAGAGCGAGAAAAAGAUUCAGACACUCGGCAUUGCUUUGGAUUACCAACAUCCAAUCGCUCAACUUCUCGAAAGUAAAUCCAAGCUUAGUUCAUUCGAGCUUCGGUUCUACACUCGCAUUUUCUCUUAUGCAAAGUUCAUCCUUAAAGUGGCUCCGGAACUCGAAGAUCGUCUGGCCAAGUCUUGUCUCGCAGGCAUUACUGUCACUUGGCAAUUCGAUUUCUUUCGUAAAGUCGUCGGCUCUGCAGGGCGUGGACUCGAGAUCGUCUUCAAAGAGGGCAAGAUCGUCUCUGCUACAGAUGACUAUGUCCCCCUCUCAAAUGAUGCCAAAAUGCUUGCGGCUCGCAAGAGAAUCGCUCUGGCGAAAGCAGAAGGUCGACCUGACAAGAAGCCUUUGAUCUUCUCGGCAGAAUUUGCGCCCCUUUCGUUCACAAAGCUGCUAGUCGGUGAGAAGAGCCUUGAGCAGAUGUUGGAGCAUUAUGCGGAAGCUUCCGUUUCUGACCCGGACGAAGGCACAGGACAUGAAGCAAAAAUGAUGCUUAACAUUUUGUUCCCAAAGCAGCAGUUUCACAUGGACACGUUCUGGUGGUAACAUCUUUCACAUCGACAGUCAUAGCCCCUUCCGUGCUAG